Messenger RNA from Oryzias melastigma (Indian medaka), 2447 nucleotides. RefSeq names its product proteinase-activated receptor 2. Gene Ontology annotation, biological process: positive regulation of Rho protein signal transduction; blood coagulation; phospholipase C-activating G protein-coupled receptor signaling pathway. The transcript has 2 exons. Lineage: Eukaryota; Metazoa; Chordata; Actinopteri; Beloniformes; Adrianichthyidae. Gene Ontology annotation, cellular component: membrane. The record is from RefSeq and is a predicted model, not a curated record. Gene Ontology annotation, molecular function: thrombin-activated receptor activity. Bases 194 to 1351 code for a protein of 385 amino acids.
CUCACGUGCCGAAACCAUAGCAACCGUGAGGGAACAACAGCCACCUGAGAACAAUGGGGGGGAGGACGGUUUCGAGUGACGUCACUGCUUCAGCAGGUAGUCUCGGGGCGUGUCCUCGGAGGUUUCUUAAAGGGUCUCCCCAUCAGAAGAAAGCGAUAAGACGCACGCGCGGCCGGAUCAUCUACCUGUGAACAUGGCGCCCGCGCGGAUCCUCGGAGUCCUGCUGCUGCUUUUCUGCUGCUUCUCUCUGACGACAUCCAAAGAAUCUCGAUUAUUUUUAGGGCGCGAAGACCCUGAAGUCUCGAAUCAAUACAUCACAACUGAAGAAGCUGUGAAGACUCUGAAGAGCCCCCUGACCACUGUUUUCUUCCCGAUCAUCUACAUCCUGGUGUUCGUGGUGGGACUUCCCGCGAAUGGAAUGGCCAUCUGGGUGUUCCUCUUCAGGACCAAGAAGAAGCACCCUUCCUCGAUCUACAUGGCCAACCUGGCUCUGGCCGACCUUCUGUUUGUCGUCUGGCUGCCUCUGAAAAUCUCUUACCACAUAAACGGCAACGACUGGACCUACGGGGAGCCGCUGUGCAAAGUCCUUACCAGCUUCUUCUACGCCAACAUGUACUGCUCGGUGCUGUUCAUCACCUGCCUCAGCGUGCAGCGGUACUGGGUCGUGGCACACCCUCUAUCUAUGCAACGGAAAAACAACAAAAUUGCGAUUGGCGUCUGCGUGGGCGUUUGGAUUUUUAUUUGGCUCACUACCACACCGUUAUACCUGUACGACCACACGGUGAAGCUCAAAGACCCCAAUGUGACCACUUGCCAUGAUGUGAGCAUCAUUAAAGACCCUAAUUACCCCUUCGGCUCCAUCGAGCUCCAAUUCUACUACUUCAUCUUCAUGGGUCUGGUAGUGUUCCUGGUCCCGUGUUUGGUGACCAUCGUGGCGUACAUCCUCCUACUGAGAACACUAGGGGGCAACAAGGAGGACGACACGGCGUCAAAGAAACGACACAAAGUAGUUGUUCUGAUCAUCGUGGUCUUGGUGACGUUCCUGGUUUGUUUCAUCCCCAGCAACAUCAUGCUGGUGUUGCAUUACUCCCUGGUGAAAGACGGGAUCGGAGGGAACAGUUACAGCUUCUACAUCUCCACCCUGUGCCUGUCGAGCCUCAACAGCAUCCUGGACCCGUUCAUCUACUACUUUGUGUCCGAGGACUUUAGGAACCACGUGAAGAACACGCUGCUCUGCAGGAGCAGCCGGACUGUGGAGAGAAUGAGAGUCUCCUUCAGCUCCAUGAAAUACUCUAAAAAGAACAAGGCGUACAUAUCGGAAUCGGGAACCACACAGACCAGCACCUUGUAGCGUGAAGCCCUGAUUGUCAGAUUGACCCUGAUACUUGAACUAGCGUAACUCUUUGACUGUUUAGGAAAUUAAAGGGGCCUUUACCAUGCAAAAUCAACUUUUUGACCUUUAAAGUGAAUUAUAAUAUUUAGUUCUCACUAUAAACAACCCCAAAAUGGUAUUUUGAUCCAUUCACGGAUUUCUGAGUGAGCCUCUUAAAACCUACGCUUUCAGUACUAGCUCCUCUUAACUCACAUAAACAGGCGGGUUCUCACGUGCUGAUGUCACAAAUUGAGAACAACCCCUUUCAGAAGGAGUCUGCCAGAACCGCCCAUAGGCUUAUAUGAGCACCCAAUUUCUCCACGAAGCUAGCGGUGAUCAGCCACGACCUUUGUCUCUCAGCUAGUGGUGAUUAGACUCGAGUUUCACUGCUCAGCUAGUGGUGUUUAGCCACUAGCUUCGCCACACAGCUAGCAGUGAUCAGCCGCUAGCCCUGGCCAUCGCUACAACCAUUGUAACGAUGACCAGGGCUACUAGAGGCAGAUAUACAGUAUGCACAUCCAUCUUUGCAAAAGUUGAGAUGUUGUUUGUUUUUGUCGAUCCCGAGGCCGGUUCUAGGAUGACGUCAUUAAAUGGGCGGCAUUCAUAAUCAGCAAAAGGCGGAGCCUCAGAUAUAAUUUUACUUCUGGGUAGGAAAAAAAAGCCAUAAAAGUAACUCAUAUUUCAUUAAUGAUGUCUUAUUUCGUAAUAAAUGAUCCUAUUUAUGUAUAUAGUUUACUCAGAAAGAAAACAUUUAAUGUAAUUCCAGCAGAUACUGAAGCAGACAAAAAUGUUUUUGUAGUGGAGUCAAGCUGGUUUAUGUUGAUUGCAUAAACACUUUACUACGAUAAAGUGUUACCUGUUGUUCAAACAUGCUUUUCGUAGCUUCAGAAUCAGCUGGAAUUGUGUAAACGGUUGAAGAGUUACAGUAAUUCAAGGAAUUACUAACAUUGUGUUGUUAAAGGGUUAACAAAGCUCAAGUUAUAUAAUGUGAAUUUUACUUGGAUGUAAAUAUGUUUUGAAAAUAUGUUUAAUAUGUGUUUUACAUUGUAAAUAAAUGUGUAAAAUGCCUGUUCAA